Molecule: messenger RNA, 1808 nt
Organism: Selaginella moellendorffii
Lineage: Eukaryota; Viridiplantae; Streptophyta; Lycopodiopsida; Selaginellales; Selaginellaceae
Product: psbB mRNA maturation factor Mbb1, chloroplastic-like
Exons: 9
Coding region: 144-1721 (525 amino acids)
Biological process (GO): mRNA processing; regulation of translation
Molecular function (GO): single-stranded RNA binding; protein binding; mRNA binding
Source: RefSeq, a predicted model, not a curated record
UUCGUCUUCCAGAUGUUGCUGUCGCUACUUUUACACUUGGCUUCUCAUCUGGUAAGUGCGUGGAGCUAAGUUUAAUCUGUUGCUUAUCCUAAUGGAAGCACUGUAGGGUCUCGGCAUGGAGCUCCAACGACAAGUAUAGGACCAUGGGACUGUGCCAUUUGAGCAGCGGCUCCAAAAACACUGGCGGCUUCGUCCAGGUCAGGGAGCUUCUUCUUUGCGUGGAGCAUCGCAUUGGAGCUGACAAACCGGGCCCAAGGAGCUUCACGCAGCAGCAGCACAGCCUUUGUCAUGUCAUCUUCAUUUCGAGGCCCGGCCAUUUACAAAAGCAACGAAGGAUUGCAGUCCAAGUACGCUUCUCUGCUGGAAGAGAUGGAAUUAACGAGCAGGAUUUCACGUAUGAAGCAGACCGGAGCAGGCCUUUGAGACUUGUAACUCGGCCUCUUCGCUCGGAAGAAUCGUCGCCUGAGUCCUUGCAAGAGAUUAGGCAGCUCAUCGGUAGCCGAGAAGUUUAUGUUCCGAGUGAGGCUGAGGAGGCCCAAAUACUAGAGCAAGUCUCAAGGAUAAAACAGCAAGCUUUAAGAGGAAGUCUGGCUGCAGCGCAUUCGGCAAUUCAGCAGUUGUAUGCAAAGUUUCCCAAUCACACUAGAGUUCUUGUUGAGUAUGCAUACAUUGAAGCGAGAAAAGGUAACCAAGCAGCUGCGGCAUCAUUGUUCUCCCGUGCCAUAACUAUCUUCGAAGAAACUGGCAACCUCAACUACGACUACGUGCUUACACUGCAAGGAUGGGGCUCCUCCGAAGCCAGAGCUUCCAAUUCGCUGAAAGCUCGAGUUUUGUUCGAGGAAUCCAUACGCGCAGCUGAAAAGCUGCAAGACCACUCCGAGCGAGCCAUCGUUUACGGCUUGCACGCGUGGGCUCUGGUGGAAGAUAAAGUUGGAAACUGGAGCCAGGCACGAGAGCUCUUGCAAAGAGCGGCAGCGAUUCAGCCCGGAAACGCUGUGGUCCAUCAGUCGAGAGCUCUCAUGGAAGCCCGCGCUCACAACUAUUCCUUGGCGCGCUCCAACUUUCGGCUGGCUGUCAAGGCGGACUCACACGAUGCAAAGUGCUGGCAGGCUUGGGCCUUGUUCGAGGCAAGCCAACGCAAGUUUCGAGAGAUGAGGCAGCUCUUCUACCGUGCUUAUCUCGUCAACACCAACGAUCUAUACACUCUCCAGGCAUGGGCUCAUCAAGAAGCGCUCAUUGGCACCACCAAGUCCAAGAACCGAGCUAGAAAAUUGUACCAACGAUGUGUGGAGAUCUCUCCAGAGAAUAUUUAUUCCUGGCAGUCGUGGGGUCUUUUGGAGGAGAGAUCGGGGAACCAUCAAGGUGCUCGAGUGCUUUACGAACAGGGCCUUCGGAUUGAUCCUUCGAGCGUUCCUUGUCUCCAAGCAUACGCUCGCCUGGAGAAAAGCCAGGGAAACAUUGAGACAUCCAGGAAACUAUUGCAAGCUGCUCGGAAGAUUGAUCCUCACAAUGCUCCAUCGCUCAUGGAAUCCGGCCUGAUCGAGCUUGAGCUCGGGAACAACGACGUCGCUCGCGAAUUUUUCAAGCGCGCGCGGAAGAUCGACAGGGAAAAGAGCCGUAUCAAGAAGCGGAUGUUCAUCUCGCGCAAGACAUCGAGGUUGCAAAGCCCGGGAAACACCGUCAAAUUCGAAAAUUUAAAUCCGAGGCAAGCAACGGUCUAGAUGGGCUUGCUGAGACGGACGGUUCACAGUAAAGAGCCUAGGAUAUACCCAUAAUUUGAAUUGCUCUUAAGCCCUAAAGGGCGCGGA